AGGGGGUUUUGAAAUCUAGGGUUUUAUUGUCUUCGUCUUCUUCUUCUUCUUCGACUCACACACCAUGACUGCUCAGACCCAAGAAGAGCUCUUGGCAGCUCAUCUCGAAGAACAAAAGAUUAAUCCUGAUGAGCCUGUGGUUGAGGAUGAAGAUGAUGAAGAUGAUGAUGAUGAUGAUGAUGAUGAUGACAAGGAUGAGGAUGACGCUGAAGGACAAGAUGAUGGAAGUGGUAGGUCAAAGCAGAGCAGAAGUGAAAAGAAGUCUCGCAAGGCAAUGUUGAAACUUGGAAUGAAGACAAUUCCAGGUGUCAGUCGUGUUACCAUAAAAAAAAGCAAGAAUAUUCUCUUUGUCAUCUCGAAGCCAGAUGUGUUCAAGAGCCCAACUUCAGACACAUAUGUAAUAUUUGGCGAGGCAAAGAUUGAGGAUUUGAGUUCACAACUGCAGACUCAGGCUGCAGAGCAGUUCAAGGCUCCCAAUGUGCAUCCUGCGGCUGCACAGCCAGAGACAGCUGCUGUGGUUCAGGAUGAUGAAGAGGUUGAUGAGACUGGUGUGGAGCCCAAGGACAUAGACUUGGUGAUGACACAGGCUGGUGUUUCAAGAUCUAAGGCUGUCAAGGCUCUCAAGGCUACUGAUGGGGACAUAGUUUCUGCAAUCAUGGAACUAACAAACUGAGACUCAAUUUCGUAUGGUUUGGUCUUGUUCAGAUGAGCAGCAAACAUUUUCUCUUCUAUGUUUUUCCUUGGGAGGAUUUUAGGUUGAAGUUUUGGUCCUUUUGGAUGUUAAAUUCAUCUUUAUUUUUCCUUCUGGUUUCUUUCAAACACUGUUUACAUUUGCGCUUUUUUAGGAUAAUUAUUGAAGUAGGCCAAGGCUGUUCCAGCAGCUUAAACGGGUGCAGAAUACUAAUUUAAGGAAAUGAUUGGAGUGGCUCGACCACAAA
Messenger RNA from Vitis riparia (riverbank grape), 938 nucleotides. Its product is annotated as nascent polypeptide-associated complex subunit alpha-like protein 1. Bases 65 to 673 code for a protein of 202 amino acids. Gene Ontology annotation, biological process: protein targeting to membrane. The record is from RefSeq and is a predicted model, not a curated record. The transcript has 4 exons. Lineage: Eukaryota; Viridiplantae; Streptophyta; Magnoliopsida; Vitales; Vitaceae. Gene Ontology annotation, cellular component: nascent polypeptide-associated complex; cytoplasm.